CGUGAUGACGCUAAGCGAUCAUGUGACCGCAGAAGAGCGCUUCCUGGUUGGAUGCGGGCGGGGGGAAUGGCUGCCAUCCCUGUGAGUCCUGGGAUUACUCCCGCCGGGCCAGGAAUGCGACCCGGUCCGGCUGAGGGCGCGGACGCUCUUUUCGUGACAUUGAGCGCUGGCUUCACGGUCCUCAGCCACCCGCUGCUCUACGUGAAGCUUCUGGUGCAGGUUGGGCAUGAGCCUCUAUCUCCAACUGUUGGGAGAAAUUUACUGGGGAGAAAAGUAUUCUACCUUCCUGGAUUCUUUACAUAUGCCAGGCACAUUGUAGAAGUGGAUGGGAAAAUGGGCCUUUUCCGUGGUCUUUCUCCUCGCAUCAUCUCCAGCAUUUUAACUACCAUAAACCGAGAACAAGUGAAGAAGGCCUUCCCUCUAGAAGAUAUGGAGCAUGUUUCCAAUAAGGAUGAUGUGAGGACAUCUCUCAGGAAAGUGGCAAAAGAGACUUGCCAUGAGAUGGUGAUGCAGUGUGUAUCCCGAAUUAUUUCUCAUCCACUUCAUGUUAUAUCUAUGCGCUGCAUGGUCCAGUUCGUAGGACGAGAAGUUAAGUACAGCAAUAUGUUUAGCUCAGUCAGGACAAUUUGGAAAGAAGAAGGACUCUUGGGAUUCUUCGUAGGUUUAAUUCCUCAUGUCCUAGGUGAUCUUAUUUUUCUGUGGUGUUGCAACCUUCUGGCUCAUAUGAUCAAUACUUAUGCCGUGGAUGACAAUUUCAACCAAGCUUCUGUCAUCCGGAGCUACACUAAGUUUGUGAUGGGGAUUGCUGUGAGCAUGUUGACAUACCCUUUUCUUCUCGUGGGUGAUCUCAUGGCAGUGAACAACUGUGGGUUACUUGCUGGCCUCCCUCCAUAUGCCCCUGUGUUUUCCUCUUGGAUUCAUUGUUGGAGACACCUGAGUGCUCAGGGGCAGCUCUUCAGAGGUUCCAGCCUACUUUUUCGUAGAGCAUCCACACCAACUUUUCUCACUGACUAAUUUCAUUUGGGAGAAAGAAGCAAACCUAGAUCCUUGUAGAAGAUACCCUAAAAUAGCUUGUUUUUACCAUUAUUUUUCAUUUUUAAAUGAAAGGUUUUCAGCAGUAAGAAUAGUUCAUCUCAGCAAACUUGACAACAAAA
This is a messenger RNA of Candoia aspera, 1154 nucleotides long. It is a transcript of the gene MTCH1, whose product is annotated as mitochondrial carrier 1. The record is from RefSeq and is a predicted model, not a curated record. Lineage: Eukaryota; Metazoa; Chordata; Lepidosauria; Squamata; Candoiidae. Gene Ontology annotation, cellular component: mitochondrion; membrane. Gene Ontology annotation, biological process: positive regulation of apoptotic process. The annotation marks the transcript as partial. The transcript is spliced from 12 exons.